AUGACCGACAGAACGACUUUUGACACUUUAAUCAAUGAGAAUUCUGAAGAUUCAUUUAAACAGAGACUUGUUCCCUCCUAUGUCGAGGAAAACUUCGGAAUAGACGGUAGGGGCGGCGAACAGCACAUAUCGGCCAAAGAGUUUGAUGUGCCACCAGACGAGAUGAGAAGAAAGUUGAAUCUGUUGGUAUUGAACCACUUUAUAAACGAGGGCCAUGUUAAUGCGGCCCAUAAUUUUGCAAAGGAGCUUGGAAUUUCUUAUGUGGUGAAACAAAUUGAAGAAGAAGACAAGGAAGAGGGCUCAAUAUCUGACGAACUUGAUAAUGGUGAAUCUGUCGAUAAUUCAUCAUUAGAGAAUUUCCAGGUGAGCUCAUAUUUUGAACCGGACUCGAUUCAAAAGGAUAUAGAUCAGGGCUACAAGGAUGUUUACUGGGAAGACAACCAGAACGUGUACAAGAUGAAUCUAGAUCAAAUUGGGAGGUUGACAGAAGGUUUGUCCACCAUAAAAGUGAGAAACAAUAUAAAGAGGCGUAUUAUUGAAGGUCGUAUUAAUGAGGCAAUCAAUAUUAUCAACGAGAAGUUCCCGUUAUUGCUUGAAAAUAAUCAGUAUAUAUGUUUCAAGUUGCUUCAUUUGGAGUUGAUAGAGAAGAUUCGAACACAGUUUGCAUCUAUUCAGUCUGGAGAUGAAGAAUCAGACAAACGAUUUCUUGAAGAGGUGCUAAAUUUUAUUAGUAGCAAUCUUUCCAGUCCAAACAUCUUACAGAAUAACAGAAUGCUAAAGGAGCUUGAACUAACCAUGGCACUACUAUGCUUUAGAGAUCAGUUUAAGGAAGAUGCAGAAGCAGAUAAGACCCAUAAAAAAGGUGUCAAGAAAGUGCCGGCGAAACUACGUCGUUUAAUGGACAUCCGACUACGAUUUGAUGUGGCAAGUAUGGUGAGUAGAACAAUCAUCACGGAAGAGAGUUCUAUAGAUAUGAGUGGGAAAAGCGAAGAAAAUAGCUGUGAGCCCUACAAAAUGAAGGUAUCAGACUUGUCCAAGAAACGAGACUCCCGAAUGAACUCAACGGGGGACUCGAUGAGAGACUCAAUGAGGGGCACAAUGACAGAUCCUGAGAGCAAUUCUAGGUUGGGUCUGGACAGGGGAAGUAUGCAACAAGGACUAAAUGCUCAGGGAAGUCCGGCCGAUGUCCAAAAUGAGAAGCUGGACAGCUCAAAGAAAUUACAGCAAGAGCUCAAGAGUAUGGAAAAAAUUCUCGAGAAACCAGGAUACACAAGGCUAACGAGGCUGAUUAAAUUGGCUAUUUGGUCAUAUCAGAAUGGAGAACCGGGCAGAUCAGAGGAACUUGAGCGAAUUUGGGAGGACAAUCAAUAA
This is a messenger RNA of Brettanomyces nanus, 1371 nucleotides long. RefSeq lists its product as uncharacterized. Gene Ontology annotation, molecular function: protein binding. The coding region runs from base 1 to 1371 and encodes 456 amino acids. Lineage: Eukaryota; Fungi; Ascomycota; Pichiomycetes; Pichiales; Pichiaceae. Gene Ontology annotation, cellular component: cytoplasm; nucleus. The transcript has a single exon. The record is from RefSeq and is a predicted model, not a curated record. Gene Ontology annotation, biological process: proteasome-mediated ubiquitin-dependent protein catabolic process.